UCUCUUCCAAGGUUUCUAAAAAAUCGUUUUGUCAGGGCGAGCGUUUAGAUCGCAACUAGCUGAUGUUCUGUGGUUGAACUUUCAGGACAGGGCGACUGUCAAUAACGGCAGAACACCGUGACGCGAGCUAAUGCUACAUGCUAACAUUAGUUUAUUCAUAACUGAACUCCUGUUUACCGGUUCUUCAGCCAACAAGCUGUUACAUUUUAACGUCGCUUCCUCCACACUGCGAGUUUGUGUCUCCUUUUACGAAUAGGUUAAGAAUUUCAAAAGUGUAUUAGCCAUUGAAGUUUCCUCGCUUUACAUAUCGACCAACGUUUGACAUUUGUCUGCAUUGGAAACGUUGAUUCAAACGGAUUAUCAUACCAACAAGUGUGGCUUGGAAUAAUUCCAGCGACUCUUGAGGACCUGGAGAGUAAAAAGGAGACUGUGACUGAAGACCCAGAGCACAAUGUCUACACCAGGUUCAUGAAAUCCCACCGCUGUUAUGACCUUGUUCCGACCAGCUCUAAGCUGGUGGUGUUUGACACAUCCCUGCAGGUCAAGAAGGCAUUUUUUGCACUUGUGUCCAAUGGAGUGAGAGCAGCGCCACUGUGGGACAGUAACAAGCAAUGCUUUGUUGGUAUGUUAACCAUCACAGACUUCAUAAACAUUCUUCACCGCUACUACAAGUCUCCCCUGGUUCAGAUUUAUGAGUUAGAAGAGCACAAAAUUGAAACAUGGAGAGAGGUUUAUCUUCAAGAUUCCUUUAAACCUCUGGUCAGCAUAUCACCAAAUGCAAGCUUGUAUGAUGCCGUUUCAUCGCUGCUGAAGAACAAGAUCCACAGGCUCCCGGUGAUCGACCCGCUGACGGGGAACACGCUCUACAUUUUGACACACAAAAGGAUUCUCAAAUUCCUGAAGCUCUUUAUAUCCGAGAUGCCCAAACCUUCUUUCUUAAGUCAGACCCUAGAGGAGUUGAAUAUUGGAACGUUCCGGAACAUAGCGGUGGUGCGCGCGGACACUCCUCUCUACACCGCGCUGGGGAUCUUCGUGGAGCAGCGAGUGUCUGCACUGCCGGUGGUGGACAGCAAAGGCCGAGUGGUCGACAUUUACUCCAAAUUUGACGUGAUAAACCUGGCAGCAGAGAAGACGUACAACAACCUGGACGUGACCGUCACCAAAGCUCUGCAGCACCGCUCGCAGUACUUCGAAGGAGUCCUGACCUGCAACAGGCACGAGAGCCUGGAGGCCAUCAUCAACCGCCUGGUGGAAGCCGAGGUGCACAGGUUGGUGGUGGUGGACGAGCAGGACGUUGUGAAGGGAAUCGUCUCCUUGUCGGACAUCCUGCAGGCGCUGGUGCUGACCGACGCGAAGGAGGGCCCCUAAAGCCCGGACUGUGCCGACGGAUGGAGCCCAGGCCCCAGAGGAGUGGAGCUGUGUUCUAGUAUUUAAAGGUUCAUCUGGCACAAACACACUAUUUCUGAUGCUACCGGCCAAACAUCCAAUUUGACAAAACCAGCAGCCAGAAGAACGGCUGAGUCCCCGCGUGACCAGCUGAGGGCCCGAACGCCAGAGAUCCAUCCAGAGUGAAAGAGGCCGUCCAUUGUUUGUCGGUGGUGUUGCGUGAGUCGGUCCCUCCUCCUCAAAUCAUGUUGGUUUCAAGUAUCUGUAGUGAGGAUCUGUGUGUGCGCAGCAAUUCCAACCCUUCACUGUCCACACAGCACCUACAUUUGGAAGGAGCUUAAAUGAAGCCUGUAUUUUUUUAACCAUCAAAAUGUGACUAUGAAAAGAUGUUUUUCUGAAGCACAAACUGAAACAAGGGCUCAGGUUCUGGUCUGUCAUCAGCCAGGUAGCGUCACGGAUGAACCGUCGCCAUGUUUAACCACCUCAUUUAUUAAUCUUUCGUCUCAAAAGGGAAUUUCUUCUCUCGUGUUUUACAUAAUUUGUCGAGGACUCGGUCGGUAUCUUGUGUGAGAGAACGUAAUCCACAUUCCUUAACUUCACCAGCAGCUUUUCCAAGUCACGUGUCCUGUGAACUCGACCAUGUAUGUGUGUGCGUGAGGCACUACUUAUUUACUGAAUCAUUGAAAGAUGGAGCAAUAAAAGUCUUCAGCUGGACCUUCCAGAAUGUCUCGGACUUACAAAUAAAAACAAAGAA
Synchiropus splendidus (mandarinfish) is the source of this 2140-nucleotide messenger RNA. RefSeq names its product protein kinase, AMP-activated, gamma 1 non-catalytic subunit (gene prkag1). Bases 469 to 1368 code for a protein of 299 amino acids. The transcript is spliced from 13 exons. The record is from RefSeq and is a predicted model, not a curated record. NCBI's taxonomy places the organism in Eukaryota, Metazoa, Chordata, Actinopteri, Syngnathiformes, Callionymidae.